AUGUCUGGGCGCCGUCGUCCAGCGACGCGUCAGACUGAGAUCGUUGAGCCAGCGGAGCCGGUCGCGAGACAAACUCGACGAAGCGCUAGACUUACCGACGCAUCUACAGAGCCUGAAUCCCGAUCUCAGGUUGAAAUAUCACGACGCGGCACUGGGCGUCGUCGUCGUAAGAGUCUUGAGAGCGGCGCGACAAACGAGGUCCCGAAAGGCUCUACAGAUCAUGUGAAUCCCGAGCCAGAAAACGAGCCAGAAGAUGAACUAGAGAAUCUUAACUUGGUCCCAAUAUCUAAGCCUAUCAUUCCCCAGAAUGACGCAGGAUCCGAGACAGACGACGUUCAUGAGUCAUUGGAGGUGGACUCUUCUAGAAUUCAAGAUAUGCUCGACUUUGAUAUACCCAAGUUCGCACGCUGGUCCGACCACAUGUACGACGUCCUAUCAUAUAUAGACAACGAGCAGCCAAGCGUAGAAGACCGUUCGAGGUUAAGUCGCACCAGAAAAUCAUACAAUCAUGCCCGCCUUCCUUUUGCCGAUACCAGCGCCUUUCUCAUAAAGCCUAUCAACUUCUCCGAGGACUAUGGCCUAGAAGUUCGAGCUAAGAUACAAGUGGCAAUCUGCUCUGGAAACAUUAUAUCACUCCUUGCCUCCAUUGUAGACGUCACAGUUGGCAAAAAGGGAUCGCUCCUGAUUCUCGAACAGCUAGAUGACUCUUUCCCGGUCUCGUUCAAUCCACAUUCUCCGGGGAAUGAUGAUAUAGAGCGGGUUCUAGAUCUAGCAUUCCGUAUUCGAUGUCGUCACGUAGUUGAACUACUAACUGCUGAGCCUUCCGUUGACCCGUACGAAUUGGCUGCCAGUAUGUUCUAUAGCCAAGAACAAUACAAACCUUUGGCUGGGAUCAAUAUUAACGAAAACUCCUACCUCUAUGAAAGCUAUCAAGACCGCAUUCAGGAGAUCAUCUCCGUUCUUUCUUCCGAUGACAGGUCCGAAGUGGAAUCACGUUUGGAUCAAGAUUGCCCCAAGGAAGAGCUCUUUAACGACCUCAGAUCAUGGGGCCUAGAUAUGUAUAAACAACUUAAUAAUAUGCCGACAGAUCAGGGAAACAUGAAAGCCGCCAAACCAACAGAAGGAGAAGAUGUGCAUGCAUUAAUAAGACGUGGAGAAUCAGAGCCUCUUUUCGUCGAUGACAAUGAAGAGAAUAGAGGGGGCUCAGAUUCUGAAUCAGACACAGACGUUGCAGGAUAUGAUAGACUACCAACUCAGGAAUCCAAUCAGAAUUUCAUUAAUAGUUCCGCCAUUCUGGCAGCCGUGAGGCGGAGUGAGAAUCAGCAUGUGUCAAGUCCUAUAUCGGUACCGCCUUCUAAUCAACGAGCCAUAGAGGACAAUGGGCAUAUAUCUAGUAUCAGAGAAGCAAUCCGUGGCUUAGAUCCUAGCCAGGUAAUUAGUCGUACGAGGAAACGCCCGGCUCCUAAUCAAGAUGAUGCUAGCGAAGGCGAUGAUGACUUUGAAGUAAAUACGCAACUUUUUAACGAACCCAGGCGGCCUCGUAACGAAGACGCAACUGUUCAAAGACCACCUUCUAAACGGCCCCGAAUCUUGGAACAAACUCAGAUUGUGCGUCGCCAGCAAGUUACUAAGGAACGGCCGCGGAGCGACAUGUUUGAAGGCCUUGGUUUACAGGAGCGAGAUAUUAUCAGGUUAACUCAGGAGGCCCGAGAUGCUCGACGUACGACCUAUGUGAACAGGGCCAAGCCCCGGCAAGUUCGCGUACCAUGGUCCUUCUCUGAUACCUCCAAACUCUUGGACCUAAUCGCCGACAGAUCCAUAAAUUGUUCAUGGAGUACCAUUGCGAGAAUAGGCGAUUUCGAAACCCCGCGAAACCAGCAACAAGUACGUGAUAAGGCCCGUGGUCUAAAAGUUUUAUAUUUGGAAGGUGACCAAGUUUUGCCACUAGGUUUCGAUCAAGUUGUUCUAGGCCAGAAAGAAAAGGCUGCAGUCAUCAAGUGUGGCAAGAACCCUGAUCGGCAAGAAGACGACCUAAAUGAAUAUGGCGAAAUUACCAAUAAUAUAUGGAUUGAUUGA
Messenger RNA from Daldinia decipiens, 2076 nucleotides. RefSeq lists its product as uncharacterized. NCBI's taxonomy places the organism in Eukaryota, Fungi, Ascomycota, Sordariomycetes, Xylariales, Hypoxylaceae. The record is from RefSeq and is a predicted model, not a curated record. The coding region runs from base 1 to 2076 and encodes 691 amino acids. The transcript is spliced from 3 exons.